Molecule: messenger RNA, 2118 nt
Organism: Podarcis raffonei (Aeolian wall lizard)
Lineage: Eukaryota; Metazoa; Chordata; Lepidosauria; Squamata; Lacertidae
Gene: MAEL
Product: maelstrom spermatogenic transposon silencer
Exons: 12
Coding region: 134-1360 (408 amino acids)
Biological process (GO): spermatogenesis; piRNA processing; male meiotic nuclear division
Cellular component (GO): nucleus; P granule
Molecular function (GO): sequence-specific DNA binding
Source: RefSeq, a predicted model, not a curated record
GUGGAGGCUCCCUCGUCGGAGCGGCGGGGCCCAAAGGCCGGUGCGGCGUUCGGCCUCUCCUUUAUAAGAGGGGAGAAGGGGAAGGAGGCGGACGUGCUGCUCCUCUCUGCUUCGGCCGUUUGCCCCGAGCGCGAUGCCUAACCGCAAAGGCGCGCGCAACGCUUAUUAUUUCUUCGUGCUGGAGAAGCUGCCGGAGCUGAAGCGGCGGGGCCUGGCCGUGACGGGCGUGCGGGAUGCUAUCCCGUUCUGUUCCGACGACUGGGCGAUGCUGACUGAGGAGCAAAAAGAAAAGUAUGCAGAAAUGGCUCGUCAACGGAAAGCUAAGAAAUCGGAAGUAGCAACAAAAGAGCCGCCCAGCGAAGUCCCACCCUCUCUUCCCACAUUUCCUUCCACACAAACUGAGAAGAGAGUUUCAGCUGCAAACCUCAUCAGUCCACCUGGGAAGAGUGAUAAAGUUGUACUUGAAACCACAUUCUUCUACCUGAAUAUCUUCAGCCAUGGAGUUCUACCCUCUCAUUGCAAACAACGUUUCCUUCCUUGCGAAAUUGGAUGUGUGAAGUAUUCACUAAAAGAUGGCAUAAUUGCAGAGUUUCAUCAUUUUUUAGAUCCUGGAGAGGUGCCAAGGGGAUUUCGCUUUCAUUGCCAGACAGCAAGUGAUGCUACACAUAGGAUUCCCCUAUCUGGCUUUGAGCUUGUAACUGCAAAUCAUUCCGUUGUGUUACGUGAGCUAUACUCAUUUAUUCAGCCACGGUGGGGCGCCUGGCCACCUGUGUAUUGUAAGUCUUCUGACCAGUUUAGGGUCAACUGGUGCCUGCAGCAUAUGGCUAGAGAAGUGGGCACAGUUAAUAAUCUGGAGAGUCUCUGUGUGGAAGACCUUGUUGUGGAGCUGUAUUAUCAGAAGCUUCAAAAGGAGCCUUCUAAGGCAUGGGUGUGUAACUCCCUGGAUGCCUCCAUGUGGGAUUACUCCAGCAAUACUAGGUGCAAGUGGCAUGAAGAAAACGAUGUAGUGUUCUGUGCUCUUGCUACUUGCAAGAAAAUUGCAUACUGUAUCAGCAAUUCCUUAGCCAAUAUGUAUUGUGUCCAGCUGACUGCAUCUCACUUACCCUUGUGUGAGAAGGACUCCCAAAACACAGCAAAUCCUAAAAUGGUGGUUCUGGAUGCUGGACGUUUCCAGAAAAUGAGGGCUGCUGAGCGCACUGGAAAUGAAAGGUACUUCCGAUCUCCUAAUGAGGAACUAGGUGCUGCCUCUUGUACUGGUCAGCAUCCUUCAGGAGUGAAAACAACAGGUGAAACAACUACUAGGCGUGGAAGAGGAAUUGCCCAGUUUCUGGAAAGCGUCUCAAAGCAGUCCAGCAGUUAGACAUUUGCAGUACAGUGCCCCCCAUUCAGAACAGCUCUGCAUAUAAUGAUUCCCACCAUCUUUGGGAAUAUAAAUACUUUAUAUUUCCUUGGUCUGUCCUGUGUUAAAUAUUAUCUUUGUUUAAUGAAAAAAGCCAUUCUAACCCCAUUGCAAGGGGUAAAAUUUAAGUUUUUAAAAUAACAAAUGUUAUUGUGAGUUGUGAAAUAUUAUUUUUGUAUGUAGGAAUAUUUAGUAGAAACUUGAAAUAAUGAAGUCAGUAGGAUAAGAGAUUAGAUAAUGAAACCAGAAGGGCAACUUUGUGAAAUGAUGUCUGGAUUUUUAAGUUCUGUUGUGCCUUUUCUUUAGAGCAAAGCCUAUUUACACCUACUGGUACCUAACUGAAGUAAACUUUUGCUAAGGAACCAGUUGCAAUUAUGUUUUUUUAAUAAGCUAUUCUAGGAUUUGGUAUGGUACCAAUUAUAUAUUGUUUUUGUCAGAGAGGCAAGGUUUUGGUAUAAAGCCCUUAAAUUAGCCAACAAUAGAAGCAACAUACAUUUUUUGGUAAAAUUUGCAAUCAGGUAAUAUCUCCCUUACAAGAGAAAAAAACCUAUGAAGUUCUAUAAAGGUACUACAAUGAUGUACUUUAAAAGUUGUUUUAAAACCAUCUUUUUCCUUUCUUUCGUGUUAUACAUACAUUCAGUCAUUUAGUACAGAAAGCUUCUAAAUCUUAACCAUGAUAGACCAGCUUGUGUGUUUAAUUAAACACUUCUUUCCAAUUU